This is a messenger RNA of Trametes versicolor FP-101664 SS1, 1581 nucleotides long. RefSeq lists its product as uncharacterized. The record is from RefSeq and is a predicted model, not a curated record. The coding region runs from base 1 to 1581 and encodes 526 amino acids. The transcript has a single exon. Lineage: Eukaryota; Fungi; Basidiomycota; Agaricomycetes; Polyporales; Polyporaceae.
AUGAUUGCUCAGGAAUUCCUACUCGAAUCAGCUGAAGAGGUCGAGGACGUCCAUGCGGACUUCUCCAAACCUGCCGCCCUGGCCGUCCUCGGUGGCGUGUGUAGAUAUUGGAGAGAGUGCACCGUCGGGACACCAGCUCUCUGGCGAUCCAUCCUGGUACGCGACCGACCCGAAUGGCUCGAUCUUUGUCUCGAACGGUCCCAGUCCCUCAAGCUCAGCAUCGUCUUCGUGAAACCCUCCCUUUUCGUGGCUUCCUCGGAUAUCCUGUUCCAGAACAUCGAUCGCAUUCAGAUACUCGCCCUAUGUUCCGCAAGCGAAGUGGCUCAUGAACUCCUCGACAGACUGUUGGACGCUCCCAUGCCUGCCCUGGAGGAGCUCCGCGUCGACUCCGCAAAUGAAGAGGAUUGCUGGUUUUUUGGCGACAAGCUUUCGGCCUCCCCGUUUUUGCAUACUGUCUGCUUCAGCCACGUGGGACUCGAUUGGCACUCCGUUGGCGUGCAGAGGCUCCGUAGCAUAAAGCUCAACGACUGGCGGAACCACGAUCCCAACGAGCACAUGCCCUUCGCGGACUUCCUGCGAUGCCUCGGCGCGUGCCGUAACCUGGAAGAGCUCUUCCUUGAUUACGCUUUCCCUUGUAUCUCUGUCGCUCGCCAAGUCAAGCGUGCUGAUCCCAUCCCCCCCAUCUCCCUCCCGCGUCUGCGCUUCCUCUCCUUGAUCUUUCCGCCUCUCUGCACCUUUUUUGAGGCCCAAUCCGCACCCAACCUGUACCAUUUCUUCGCUCACAUCAACAUCCCGCUCACCGCUGAGGUCGAGAUAUACGUGCAGGUCGACGAUGAUUACCGGUAUGUCGCCCGCGACCGUGGCUUCCCGGAGUACUUCCGCGACUACCUCCCAUGCGACCCUGCGCGUCUGCCUAUCCUGCGAGCCGCGACCGCUGCGACGAUUACACCCACGUACUUCCGCUGCGCGGUCGACGGCGCGGACGUUGGUUCGCUGUGGCUCGAGAUCGCACACGUCGGGAGCCGCGUCGACAACCGUGUGCCGCAGUACGAGCGUUUUCUGCAGGACGCGUACGCCUUACUCAAAGAAGCCCCGAUCAAGCGCGUGCAUAUCAGCCGGGUCGACGCAUCCGUGGAGGCGUGGCGGGAGUUCUUCAAGACGUUCCUAGCGAUUGAGGAUCUGACUAUUGGGCGGUGUGGCGUUAAUAUUCGGGAGGAGUGUAUGUCCGCGUUGGAGGCCCUCGGUGAUCCUUCCGAUAUUGCUCUCAAGGACCUUCGCGUGCUCAAGAUCGAGAAGAUGGAAUGGACGUCGGAGCUGGCGGACGCUAUCGCCCAAGCUUUGCGGGUGCGUUCCAAGGAAGGAGCUACACCGCUCACCGGGCUGCGCCUCAGGAUGUAUGGCCUGGAUAGAAACUCAGCGGAGUCCAUGGCGUUUCACGAGGCAGCUCUUGCGACGUUGCGAUCACUUGUGGACGGGAUCGUGUCGUAUGAGGACUGGAAGCUCUCUAACUUGCGAGGGGAUUGCUCUGAGUGCAGUACGUUAUCUUCAGCUACAAUUUCUGAUGGGGACUACGCACGAUAA